This is a messenger RNA of Hipposideros armiger (great roundleaf bat), 1173 nucleotides long. It is a transcript of the gene P2RY11, whose product is annotated as purinergic receptor P2Y11. Gene Ontology annotation, molecular function: G protein-coupled ATP receptor activity; neurotransmitter receptor activity. Gene Ontology annotation, cellular component: plasma membrane. Lineage: Eukaryota; Metazoa; Chordata; Mammalia; Chiroptera; Hipposideridae. Gene Ontology annotation, biological process: calcium-mediated signaling; G protein-coupled receptor signaling pathway. The record is from RefSeq and is a predicted model, not a curated record.
AUGCGACCUGAUUCAGGUGCUCACAGGCGCCCUCUGGAGGCUGUGGGGGGAGCUGAUGAGGACUGUUGGGAGGAGCUGGGGACACCAGGGCAGAAGCAACUGCUGAUGCAGAUAGAUGACAAGAGGCUGGAUUCUGGUGGCAGUAAAGGGGUGACAGAUUCUGAAGGCGGGGGCUUGCUGAUAGGUGUCCCACCCUGCCCAGCCAACAUCUCAGGGGCUGCUGACCGGAAACUGAAUAGCUUCCAGGAAGGCUUCCUGUAGCCCCUGCUCGUGGUCGAGUUCCUGGUGGCCGUGGCCUUCUGCUUCAGCACAGGGGAGUAGCGCCCAUGGCACCCGCUGGCAGUCAGCAACCUGCUCUAUGCGAGGCUGUCCCCACUGGCCUCCUACUUGGAACCAUCCAAACAGUGGCACUAUGGGGAGGCCACAUGCUACCUGGAGCGCUCUCUUUGCAACAUGCUGGGAGGUAUCAUCUUCAUCACCUGCAUCAGCAUCGACCGCUACCUGGGAAUUGUCCACCCCUUCUUCACACGCGGCCACCUGCGACCCAAGCAUGCCUUGGCCAUCAGCGCCGCUGGCUGGGUGCUAGCAGCCCUGUUGGCUGCACCCACACUCAGCUUCUCCCACCUGACAGUGCCACAGCAGGAAGACAACUGCACUGAGAAAAUGCCUCAGGCUUGCAUCAAGUGCCUGGGGACAGCAGGUGACAACCAGCUCAACGCGUACAAAGCGUACAGCCUGCCGCUGCUGCUCACCUUGGUGACCUACAGCGCCCUCAGGUGGGCCGUGCUGCAUAGCCACGGCUUGACAGCGGCCCAGAAAAUGCAACUGGCAGUGCUGGUUGCCAGUGGUGUGGCUCUCUACGCUUGCUCCUAUGUGCCCUACUAUGUCACACUGGUGCUCAACUAGUCUGCCCAGCUGCGCUCGAGAGCCCACUGCCCAGAAUUUGCAGACGCGGCUCAGGCCGUGGAGGCGCUGGACUUGGGGUCCUACGUGGGCCACCAGGACGCGGGCCUCAUGCCCCUGGCCAUCUGCAUCCACCUGCUGCUCUACAUGGCUGUAGUACCCAGCUCGGGCUGCUGCCACCUAUGCUGUCUCGGCUGCAGGGAGGGACAGACCCCAGAGAACACUGAGAGCUCUGGCCAAACUCUGCCCCUCUAUGUCACAACCACCUGA